AUGGUCCGACACAAGAAAGACAAUUUCUCGCGAGGAGGGAAGAAGUUCGCCUCCAAACCCCGCCCACGGCCAUCACCCCGCGACGACGACGGCAAUGAGACAGGCAACUCCUCCAGACCUCCUUUCAAGGCAGCCUGCUGGGACUUGGGUCACUGUGAUCCAAAGAGAUGCUCCGGUAAAAGGCUGAUGAACUUUGGACUCAUGCGGGAGCUGCAGAUCGGACACAAAUACCCGGGAGUUGUCAUAUCUCCGAACGCGAAGCGCAUUAUAUCUCCCGCUGAUCGUGAACUUCUCGAGCAGUACGGGGCGGCGGUCGUGGAAUGCUCCUGGGUUAGAGUCAAAGAAGUGCCGUGGUCACGGAUCGGUGGCAAGUGCGAGAGACUGCUGCCCUACCUUAUCGCCGCGAAUACCGUUAACUACGGACGUCCAUGGCGGCUCAACUGCGUCGAGGCUCUGGCAGCCUGCUUCUAUAUAUGCGGACACGAAGAUUGGGCGCAAGAAGUGUUGAAACAUUUCUCUUACGGCGAGGCGUUCCUCGAGAUCAAUUCUCAGCUCCUCAAACGAUACGCCGCCUGUUCCAGCGAGGAAGAGGUCAAGAAAGCCGAGGAAGUGUGGUUGGAGAAGAUCGAGCGCGAAUACUCUGAGAGCAGGGAUACCGGAGGUGCAGAUGACAUGUGGACUGUUGGGAAUACAAAUCACAGAGAAAUCGUGGAAUCAGAUGAGGAGGGGGAAGACGACAACGAGGACGAGGAUGAUGAAGAGGAAGACAAGGAUCCGUUUGCGAUCUCUGACGAUUCCGACGAUGAGGAACAAAUGGCUGAGAUCCGGCGCAAGAUCUUGAAUUCCAAGGCUUUCCAGAAUCCAUCAGAGCCGGAGAAACCAGAGCCAGAGAAGAUCGAGCGUCCUGAGACCCUGCCGGUCGAUUCGGACGCUGAAUCCGGAACAGACGGUAGUGACGAUGAAGCGUUUGAUAACAUUAUCAACGCCACCGUAGUUACGGACCGGACUGGUAUCAUCGCGAAGCAGCAGCAGAGGAAGACCGAAGAUCUGACAGCAACAUUCUCAAGAACUGUGAUUUCUGCCCCUAAGCGAUGGUGA
This is a messenger RNA of Paecilomyces variotii, 1098 nucleotides long. RefSeq lists its product as hypothetical. The transcript is spliced from 3 exons. Gene Ontology annotation, biological process: maturation of SSU-rRNA. Gene Ontology annotation, molecular function: rRNA small subunit aminocarboxypropyltransferase activity. Bases 1 to 1098 code for a protein of 365 amino acids. NCBI's taxonomy places the organism in Eukaryota, Fungi, Ascomycota, Eurotiomycetes, Eurotiales, Thermoascaceae. The record is from RefSeq and is a predicted model, not a curated record.